GCGCGUUAACAAAACGUGACAUAAUGCUUCAACCGGAAAUGUUAUCGUACAGUAGUAGUAUUAGUAAUAGUAACAGUAAUAGUAAUAGCGGUAGCAGCGGCAGCACUAGCAGCAAAAACAAUAAUAAUGGUAUUCAUUUAGGUAUUAAUGGUAGACAUCAACUACAACAUAAUAGCAAUAAUAAUUAUGGUGGUAGCAUUGGUGGUGGUGUUAGUAAUGGUGGUAUUAGUACUGGUGGCGCUAAUAAUGGUGUAAAUAGUCUAAGUCAACUAACAAAUGGAGGUAGUAAUAGUAUUAAAUCAAAUAUUGCUAUAGCAUCGGCAAUUGCAAAUGCUGGUCUCAGUUAUGAAGAUGUUCUUAAUGAUGAUUUUCAAUUUGAUAUGGAUGGUCACGAUGUUAUGGUAUUCUUACAUAUUCAAAAGACUGGCGGUACAUCGUUUGGUAGACAUUUAGUACGUGAUUUGGAUUUAAAGAGGCCUUGUGAGUGUCAAAGAAAACGUAAAAGAUGUUAUUGUUUUCGGCCGCAUCGUAAUGAAAAUUGGUUAUUUUCACGUUAUUCAACCGGCUGGAAAUGUGGUUUACAUGCCGAUUGGACUGAAUUAACAAGUUGUGUUGAUCAAGAAUUAGAUAAGAAUGAGGGUGAAACAGCGAAAAGAAGAUAUUUUUAUAUAACAUUAUUACGUGAGCCUAUCUCAAGGUAUAUGUCAGAAUAUCGUCAUGUUAAACGUGGUGCAACAUGGAAAGGAUCAAGACAUUGGUGCCUUGGUAAACAUGCAACAACUGCUGAAUUACCACCAUGCUAUACAGGAAAAGAUUGGUUGGAUGUAACGUUAGAUCAAUUUGCAGCAUGUGAAAGUAAUUUAGCAGCUAAUAGACAAACAAGAAUGUUAGCUGAUUUAGCAUUAGUAGGUUGUUAUAAUAGAAGUGCAAUGCCAAAACAUGAAAGAGAUCGUGUUAUGUUAGCUAGCGCUAAAAGAAAUUUAGUUGCAAUGUCAUAUUUUGGUUUAACAGAGUAUCAAAAAAUGUCACAAUACAUAUUCGAAGAAACAUUUAAUUUACGUUUUGCUAUCCCUUUUGAGCAACAUAAUACAACAAUAUCAACAGCAGCUGUGAAUAGCUUAAGACCUGAUCAAAGAAAAAAAAUUGAGGAAUUGAAUGCCUUAGAUGUUGAGCUUUAUACAUUUGCAAAAAACUUAUUAUUUCAAAGAUUUCAAAGGCUAAAGGCCAAAGAUAAUGAUUUUAAAAGACGAUUUGCUAAUUUAGGUAAUAUACAUUAUAAACAAGGUGUUACAGAAUUCAAUUGGGAUAGUAAUAUUGAUGAAACUGCCGCUAUUAUCAGCACGGAUCAUUGAUUUUUUUUUCUUUAUACAUGUAUAGUAUAAUUAAAUUUAAAAGUCAUUAAAAAAAAAACAAAGUAGAUCUAAAACGAAAACAAAAUAACAUCAAAAUAUUAAACUAUAAAAUUUUAGUAUAUUUAAAAUUAUAAAUUAAAGAAAAAAGAUUUUUUUUAUAUAAUGUAUUAUAUAAAUAAUUAAAUUAAAUAGUAAAAUCAAAAUCUUUUUUUUUAUUUUUUUGU
Messenger RNA from Condylostylus longicornis, 1576 nucleotides. RefSeq names its product heparan-sulfate 6-O-sulfotransferase 3-B (gene Hs6st). Gene Ontology annotation, cellular component: membrane. Gene Ontology annotation, molecular function: heparan sulfate 6-sulfotransferase activity. The record is from RefSeq and is a predicted model, not a curated record. The coding region runs from base 24 to 1352 and encodes 442 amino acids. Lineage: Eukaryota; Metazoa; Arthropoda; Insecta; Diptera; Dolichopodidae. The transcript is spliced from 5 exons.